Molecule: messenger RNA, 978 nt
Organism: Penicillium salamii
Lineage: Eukaryota; Fungi; Ascomycota; Eurotiomycetes; Eurotiales; Aspergillaceae
Source: the annotation of a GenBank genome assembly
AUGGUGGAGGGUAACUCGACCACCGAGCAGUUUGACCACUGGAAAGAGCAGAAGAAUCGGAUCGAGAAGGAUGUUCACCGCACUGAUCGCACAAUUCCGUUAUUCGCGGGCGAGGACAUCCCUCAUCCAGACCCUGAUUCCCCCUUCGCAGAGACCGGAACCAAUGUGCACUUGGAGCAGAUGAAAGACAUGCUCCUAACAUACAACGAAUUGAACCCAGACCUCGGCUACGUCCAGGGAAUGAGUGAUCUUCUUGCACCAAUCUACGCUGUCAUGCAAGAUGACGCAGUUGCCUUCUGGGCAUUUGUCGGAUUCAUGGAGCGAAUGGAACAAAACUUCCUCCGCGAUCAGUCUGGCAUGCGUGGCCAGCUGCUGGCAUUGGACAACCUUGUCCAGCUCAUGGACCCACAGUUGUACCUCCAUCUUCAGUCCGCGGACAGCACCAAUUUCUUCUUUUUCUUCCGCAUGUUAUUGGUUUGGUACAAACGCGAGUUUGACUGGAGCGAUGUCUUGCGCCUGUGGGAGACUCUGUGGACCGACUAUUACUCGAGCAGUUUCCACCUGUUCAUUGCACUGGCCAUUCUCGAAAAGCACCGAGAUGUGAUCAUGGACCAUCUUAAGCAUUUCGAUGAAGUGCUCAAGUACAUCAACGAACUAUCCAACACAAUGGAUCUCGUUCCGAUUCUCACUCGCGCUGAAUCGCUCUUCAAGAGAUUUGAACGCUCGGUUCAGGCUAUUGACAAAAAAGACAAUUUUCCAGCUGCGCCAACUGCGCAUCAGCGUCGACCAGGCACAAGUCAAGAUCCCUCAAACAAGGGCAAGUCGCCCCAGCAGCCCGCCACUGGAACAAGCAGUGGAGUCAGUGGUUCAUCAUCACUUCAAAAUGCAGUAAAUGCCGACAAGCCGAAAGUGAUAUCUCCCGAACUCCGAGAGUUGCUUCGCAAAGAUAUUCCAUGGAGGCGACAGCAGAGUUCAUAG